AGGGUCAGCUGAGAGUGGAUGCCAAUGUUUCUGUGCAUCACCCUGGAGAGCCUUACGGAGUGAGAACUGAAGUGAAGAAUAUCAAUAGCCUACGAUUCCUGGCAAAAGCAGUAGACUAUGAAAUACAGAGGCAAAUUGAAGAACUUGAAAAAGGAGGAACAAUUCUGAAUGAAACAAGAGCCUUCGAUUCCAAGCUUGGGUGCACUGUACCGAUGAGAGACAAAGAAGGAAAACAGGAUUAUCGGUUCAUGCCAGAGCCAAACCUUCCUCCAUUGAUUCUGUACGAUGCUAAAUCUUUGCCAGCUAAUCUGAACCAUCAGCAAGUGGUAAAUAUUGAUUGGAUUCAUGAGAGACUUCCUGACCUCCCCAGUGUGAAGAGAGCAAAGCUUGUUGAACAGUAUGGGAUUCUUCCUGAACACAGCUUCACCUUAUUGAAUGAAGAUGGAUUAGCAGAAUUCUUUGAAAAUGUGGUAAAAGGGACCCAGAUGAAGCCAAAGAAAGUGAUCGGCUGGAUUCUAAAUGACCUGCUCAGUUAUCUGAAACAACAUUCCCUUACGGUAAAGGAAAGCCCAGUCAGUUCUUUUCUCCUGGCUGACCUUCUGAACCUUCUAGAAAAAAAAGCAAUUUCUUCUACAGCAGCAAAGCAGGUGCUUGCGGAAUUGUGGAAGCAAGAAGGGAAGACUCCUCUUGAAAUUGUUAAAGAAAAGAAACUUGAACUGAUGCAGGAUCAAAAAGAGCUUGAACAGAUCUGCCAGGCGGUGAUUGAUGGACAAGAAAAUGAGGUUAUGGCAAUAAAAGCAGGAAAUCGCAAAGUUCUAAAUAAGUUAAUUGGCCUGGUACAAAGAGAAACACAAGGACGAUCCAGUCCUGUGCUGGUGAAGCAAUUAUUAGAGAAGAAGCUGUUGGAAUAG
Pelecanus crispus (Dalmatian pelican) is the source of this 911-nucleotide messenger RNA. The record is from RefSeq and is a predicted model, not a curated record. NCBI's taxonomy places the organism in Eukaryota, Metazoa, Chordata, Aves, Pelecaniformes, Pelecanidae.